AUGACCUCUAUCGCUGCCGCUUACACGCCUAUAUCCGAUAACUUCCUCCGCCUGGUGCCCGAUGCUGGGGUCGAUAUGGACAUCCACACCGGCAAGCUGCUGGCACCACUCCUGAUCCCUCGCGUGCCCGGAACUCCUGGGAUCCGCGCAGCGCAGGACCACUUUGUCAACUUCUUCAAGAACGAGCUCCCGAAAUGGAAGAUCGAGUGGCAGAACUCAACCUCAAAGACGCCCUUGUCAGGCGACUCGGAGGUGCCCUUUAGCAACCUUAUAUUCUCGCGCGAGCCCCCCUGGACAAAGACGGGGCAGGCCAACAUGCUGACGCUGGUCGCGCAUUACGACAGCAAGAUCAGCCCCGAGGGCUUCAUCGGCGCGGUCGACAGCGCGGUACCCUGUGCAAUUUUGAUGCACGUGGCGCGCAGCAUCGACCAAUACAUGACCCAGAUGCACGACGAGAUGGUAGAGUUGGGAGAGUUAGGCGGCACGCCUGCAAUGGAUAUGGGCGUGCAGAUACUAUUUCUAGACGGCGAGGAGGCAUUUGUGAAGUGGACGGAUACGGAUAGCUUAUACGGGGCCAGAGCACUGGCCGCACAUUGGGAGACCGCACCAACAAUGGUGCAGGCCAAUUUCCCGAACCGGCUGAACCAAAUCAGCAUGUUCGUUCUACUAGACCUGCUGGGAUCUGCAGGCCCCAAGGUCCCGUCAUAUUUCCAGUCGACGCACUGGGCGUAUCAGGGCAUGGCUCUCCUCGAGGAGCGCAUGCGUGGUUUUGGCCUCCUCGAGACCAAGCCCGACCACCCCUUCCUGCCCGACUCCGGCAAGAUGUCGACGCAGUUCGGGAGGGCGUUCGUGGAAGACGACCACGUUCCGUUUCUUCAUCGGGGCGUGCCAACGCUCCACAUAAUACCAAGCCCCUUCCCGAUGAACGUGUGGCAUAAAAUAGAGGACGACGGCGAGCACUUGGAUAUGCCAACCGUGCGGGACUGGGCGAAGAUCGUGACGGCGUUUGCACUUGAGUGGCUAGAUAUGUCAGAGGUGGAGCCGAAUGCUGGGAAGGUGAGGAGAGAGUUCCAAGGGUGA
Molecule: messenger RNA, 1080 nt
Organism: Phaeoacremonium minimum UCRPA7
Lineage: Eukaryota; Fungi; Ascomycota; Sordariomycetes; Togniniales; Togniniaceae
Product: putative glutaminyl-peptide cyclotransferase protein
Exons: 2
Coding region: 1-1080 (359 amino acids)
Molecular function (GO): zinc ion binding; glutaminyl-peptide cyclotransferase activity
Source: RefSeq, a predicted model, not a curated record